Molecule: messenger RNA, 2140 nt
Organism: Daucus carota subsp. sativus
Lineage: Eukaryota; Viridiplantae; Streptophyta; Magnoliopsida; Apiales; Apiaceae
Exons: 9
Coding region: 409-1737 (442 amino acids)
Source: RefSeq, a predicted model, not a curated record
CAUGGAGUGAGAAAGAAACAGAGAUAAGAAGGCUUAACAAAACAACAAAAACAAAAUGUUAAAGUUUUGGCUUGUUUAGCUAAUUUAAUACACACCCAUUAAUCAAACAUUCAUUCCCACUAAAUUAAUACCAUGGAUCUCGCCCUUCCUUAUUUCAGUGUCAUCUUCCAUUACAACUUUACAUAUCUUUUUAUAUUUCAUCACUCUCAGCUGCUUCCUUGUCCUUUGGAACUACAAGUCCCUGCUUUUAACCAUUCUUUAUGCUCUGUUUCUUUAGUUUCACCUUUUUCUUUAACUUGCUAAUCUGCCUACUCACCAGGAUGCUUCACUUUCUUCUCUCUUUCGAUCUUUCUGCUAGUUAGUUUUCAUUUGUAAGCCCACCCCUUUUUUGUUUUUGAGAAAUCAAGAAUGUUGCUCUUACCAUUCUCUGGCUUAUCUAGUCAGAAGAUGACUUGUAGUAUUGCUGAUGCUUCAAUGGGGUCUUCGAUUUCUGGCAUUUGCAGGCCUGGUUUUGAUUUGAAUGGUGAUCACACAAGAAAAAAGAAAGGGGAGUUCAGGCUUUUCGCUUUGGCUGAUCCUCCUGCUUAUACCGAAAAAUUUUCGCCUCCCAAUUUUUACCAGGAGGUACUUAAGGUCGCAAGGGAAAAAUUUACACAAGAGAUAUCUUUCAGGUCCAAGGACAAAGACAUCUCACUCGCUAAGGCCUUACUUUAUGUUGGUGCUGAAAACGAGGCAUUUGUGGCCUAUAAUCGGGAGAUGGAUGCCUGUUCUCUCCAAAAUGAAAGACGAGGUGCGUCAGGUGCAUCUAGUUCUCCAAAGUGGGAUACUAUUGAUGACAUGCCUUUGGAUGGAAAAACAAUAUCCCAGUGGUUGGAAGAAUUGGAUGCAAUUGCCAAAGAAGUUCAGGCUGAGCUAGUUUCAAGGGAUAUAGGUUGUCAUUUGGUUGAAGUAUUGGAGGCAGUGAACAUAGUUCUUUUUGAAUCCCGAGGUUUUGAAAGGUCCCCUGUCAUAGUGGAUUCGAAGUGUUCCUACAUGCAUACAGUGUUAAGCUCCGGACGUGGAAGUGCAAUUAUGCUGAGCAUUAUUUAUAUUGAGGUUUGUCGAAGACUUAAUCUAAAUAUUGUGGGAUCUCGAGUUGGAGAAGAAUUUUUGAUUUGGCCUCAAACAGGAAAUCCUGAGGAGCUUUUUAAGAUAUCCUCGGGACGGAGCCUGUUUGGGGUUGUUAAUGGAAGUUGUGUGGCGGACCCAAGAUCUAAGGCCUCAGACCUAAAUAGCGAUUCUCUUUCAGGGCUUGAUAUUGCGACAAACAGAGACAUCAUUGGAAUUGCCUUGGCCAAUUUGAUUAGGCUUCAUUGGAAACGCGCUUCGAGAACGAAUCAUGGAUUGAUGCUGACAUCUCCGCUUAGACGUGUAAAUGAUACAAAUGAUAAAUUUAACAAAAGUGAUAGUUCAAAUGUCCCUUUAUUGAGGCCUCGGGAUUUGAGGCUGGCUAUCAUGGCUUCAGAGAAAUUGCUUAUCCUGCAGCCACAUAACUGGGCUUUAAGGAGAGACCAUGGCAUGAUGUUGUAUUUUUAUAGGGACUAUGAGGAGGCGGUUCAAGAACUUAGCAUCUGCAUGGCCUUUGCCCCAGAGGAAGAAGCAGAAGUGCUUGAACCUUUCGUAGAGAAAUUGCAUUUGUUGCGGCUUGAAUCAUCAUGGAAAUCUUUGGGGCAUAAAGGUCGGUUAACAGUUUCUUGAUAAGUUUGCCCAACAUCCUAUGCCCCUCAACAUCGAAGUCCAUAUUAUAGAAAAGUUACUGAACCACUGGCAGUUAUAGCUGUAGUAUUCUCUACCCUGUCAGUACUCACCAACCUCGUAUUACAUGGUCUCAGACAUCAGAUACUAAAUAAAACUGAAAAAACUUCAAGUCGAGAUCUUGGUUCCAGACUGGAGGAUAAUUUUAAUGUAUGAGGCCUGUACUAUCCUGUAUAUAUGUUGAGACUUUAAUCAUUUCUAGUUGGUGGUUUAUAGCAGCUAUGUCCCUGUGCUAUAAAAUGUUGCUUUUAUUUUGGUUGUACUAUUUGAUAUGGAGGUAGUGUGAUCCUAUAAUAUCUAUGGUCAACCUGAAUAUAUUGAAGAGGUUUCUCCUGUUAAUUUCGCA